CCCGGGAGGUGGGGAGAGCCAGGGACGCCUGGUGGUCUCCUUCUGUCGGUCGGAGGACCGAGCUCUGUUGUAGAAGCGAAAGCUUCCCCCUCCACGGCCGUCCGACUCUUUUGCCUGCUUGUGGAAGGCGCGGACGGGUCGCGUGUGUCUGGAUCUGUUGGUUUCUGUUUCGUGUGUCUUUGUCUUGUGCGUCCUUGUCUACAGUUUUAAUAUGGGACAGACGGUGACGACCCCCUAUUUGACUCUUGACCAUUGGACUGAAGUUAAAUCCAGGGCUCAUAAUUUGUCAGUUCAGGUUAAGAAGGGACCCUGGCAGACUUUCUGUGCCUCUGAAUGGCCGACAUUCGAUGUUGGAUGGCCAUCAGAGGGGACCUUUAAUUCUGAAAUUAUCUUGACUGUUAAAGCAAUUAUUUUUCAGAUUGGACCCAGCUCCCAUCCCAAUCAGGAGCCCUAUAUUCUUACGUGGCAAGAUUUGGCAGAAAACCCCCAGCCGUGGGUUAAGCCCUGGCUAAAUAAACCAAGAAAGCCAGGUCCCCAAAUUCUGGUUCUUGAAGAGAAAAACAAAUACUCGGCCAAAAAAGUCAAGCCCUCUCCUCGUAUCUACCCUGAGAUUGAGGAACCGCCGACUUGGCCGGAACCCCAACCUGUUCCCCCACCCCCACCCCCUUAUCCGGCACAGGGUGCUGCGAGAGAACCCUCUGCCCCUCCUGGAGCUCCGGUGGUGGAGGGACCUGCUGCCGGGACUUGGAGCCGGAGGGGCGCCACCCCAGAGCGGACAGACGAGAUGGUGACAUUACCGCUGCGCACCUACGGCCCUCCCAUGCUGGGGGGCCAAUUGCAGCCCCUCCAGUAUUUGCACUUUUCUUCUGCUUAUCUCUAUAAUUGGAAAACUAACCAUCCCCCUUUCUCGGAGGAUCCUCAACACCUCAUGGGGUUGGUGGAGUCCCUUAUGUUCUCUCACCAGCCUACUUGGAAUGAUUGUCGACAGCUGCUGCAGACACUCUUCACAACCGAGGAGCGAGAGAGAGAUCUGUUAGAGGCUAGAAAAAAUGUUCCUGGGGCCGACGGGUGACCCACGCAGUUGCAAAAUGAGAUUGACAUGGGAUUUCCCUUGACUCGCCCCGGUUGGGACUACAACAUGGCUGAAGGUAGGGAGAGCUUGAAAAUCUAUCGCCAGGCUCUGGUGGCGGGUCUCCGGGGCGCCUCAAGACGGCCCACUAAUUUGGCUAAGGUAAGAGAGGUGAUGCAGGGACCGAACAAACCUCCCCCGGUAUUUCUUGAGAGGCUCAUGGAAGCCUUCAGGCGGUUCACCCCUUUUGAUCCUACCUCGGAGGCCCAGAAAGCCUCAGUGGCCCUGGCCUUCAUAGGGCAGUCGGCCCUGGACAUCACAAAAAAAAAAAAAAAACUUCAGAGACUAGAAGGGUUACAGGAAGCUGAGUUACGUGAUCUAGUGAAGGAGGCAGAGAAAGUGUAUUACAAAAGGGAGACAGAAGAGGAAAGGGAACAAAGGAAAGAAAGAGAGAAAGAGGAAAGGGAGGAAAGACGUGAUAGACGGCAAGAGAAGAAUUUGACUAAGAUCUUGGCCGCAGUGAUUGAAGGAAAGAGCAGUAGGGAGAGAGAGAGAGAUUUUAGGAAAAUUAGGUCAGGCCCUAGACAGUCAGGGAACCUGGGCAAUAGGACCCCACUCGAUAAGGACCAGUGUGCAUAUUGUAAAGAAAAAGGACACUGGGCAAGGGACUGCCCCAAGAAGGGAAACAAAGAACUGAAGGUCCUAGCUCUGGAAGAAGAUAAAAAUUAGGGAAGACGGGGUUUGGACCCCCUCCCCGAGCCCAGGGUAACUUUGAAGGUGGAGGGGCAACCAGUUGAGUUCCUGGUUGAUACCGGAGCAGAGCAUUCAGUGCUGCUACAGCCAUUAGGAAAACUAAAAGAUAAAAAAUCCCGGGUGAUGGGUGCCACAGGGCAACGACAGUAUCCAUGGACUACCCGAAGAACUGUUGACCUGGGAAUGGGAUGGGUAACCCACUCGUUUCUGGUCAUCCCUGAGUGCCCAGUACCCCUCCUAGGUAGAGACUUACUGACCAAGAUGGGAGCACAAAUUUCUUUUGAGCGAGGAAAACCAGAAGUGUCUGCAAAUAACAAACCCAUCACUGCAUUGACCCUCCAAUUAGAAGAAGAAUAUCGACUAUAUUCUCCCCUAGUGAAGCCUGAUAAAAAUAUACAGUCCUGGUUGGAGCAGUUUCCCCAGGCCUGGGCAGAGACCGCAGGGAUGGGUCUGGCAAAGCAAGUUCCCCUGCAGGUUAUUCAGUUAAAGGCCAGUGCUACGCCAGUAUCGGUCAGACAGUACCCCUUGAGUAAAGAGGCUCGAGAGGGAAUCUGGCCGCAUGUUCAAAGAUUAAUCCGACAGGGCAUCCUAGUUCCUGUUCGGUCCCCUUGGAACACUCCCCUACUACCGGUUAGGAAGCCUGGGACCAAUGACUAUCGACCAGUACAAGACUUGAGAGAGGUCAACAAACGGGUGCAGGACAUACACCCAACAGUUCCAAACCCUUAUAACCUCUUGUGCGCUCUCCCGCCCGAAAGGAGUUGGUACACAGUAUUGGACUUAAAAGAUGCCUUUUUCUGCCUGAGAUUACACCCCACUAGCCAACCGCUCUUUGCCUUUGAGUGGAGGGAUCCCGGCACGGGAAGAACCGGACAGCUCACCUGGACCCGACUGCCCCAAGGGUUCAAGAAUUCCCCGACCAUCUUUGACGAAGCCCCACAUAGAGACCUGGCCAACUUCAGGAUCCAACACCCUCAGGUAACCCUCCUCCAAUACGUGGAUGACCUACUCCUAGCAGGAGCCACUAAGCAGGACUGCUUAGAAGGUACGAAGGCACUGCUACUGGAAUUGUCUGACCUAGGCUACCGAGCCUCUGCUAAAAAGGCCCAGAUUUGCAGGAGAGAGGUAAUAUACUUGGGGUACAGUUUGCGGGACGGGCAGCGAUGGCUGACGGAGGCACGGAAGAGAACUGUAGUCCAGAUACCGGCCCCAACCACAGCCAAGCAAGUGAGGGAGUUUUGGGGGACAGCUGGAUUUUGCAGGCUGUGGAUCCCGGGGUUUGCGACCUUAGCAGCCCCACUCUACCUGCUAACCAAAGAAAAAGGAGAAUCCUCCUGGGCUCCUGAGCACCAGAAGGCGUUUGAUGCUAUUAAAAAGGCGCUGCUGAGCGCACCUGCUCUGGCCCUCCCUGAUGUAACUAAACCCUUUACUCUUCAUGUGGAUGAGCGUAAAAAAGUAGCCCGGGGAGUUUUAACCCAAUCCCUAGGACCAUGGAGGAGACCUGUUGCCUACCUGUCAAAGAAGCUCGAUCCUGUAGCCAGUGGUUGGCCCGUAUGCCUGAAGGCUAUCGCAGCUGUGGCCAUACUGGUUAAGGACGCUGACAAAUUGACUUUGGGACAGAAUAUAACUAUAGUAGCCCCCCAUGCAUUGGAGAACAUCGUCCGGCAGCCCCCAGACCGAUGGAUGACCAACGCCCGCAUGACCCACUAUCAAAGCCUGCUUCUCACAGAGAAGGUCAUGUUCGCUCCACCAGCCGCUCUCAACCCUGCCACUCUUCUGCCUGAAGAGACCGAUGAACCAGUGACUCAUGAUUGCCAUCAAUUGUUGAUUGAGGAGACUGGGGUCCACAAGGAUCUUACAGACAUACUGCUGACUGGAGAAGUGCUAACCUGGUUCACUGAUGGGAGCAGCUAUAUGGUGGAAGGUAAGAGGAUGGCUGGGGCGGCGGUGGUGGAUGGAACCCGCACGAUCUGGGCCAGCAGCCUGCCGGAAGGAACUUCAGCACAAAAGGCUGAGCUCGUGGCCCUCACGCAAGCCUUGCGGCUGGCCGAAGGGAAAUCCAUAAACAUUUAUACGGAUAGCAGGUAUGCAUUUGCGACUGCACACGUGCACGGGGCUAUCUAUAAACAGAGGGGGUUACUUACCUCAGCAGGGAGGGAAGUCAAGAAUAAAGAGGAAAUUCUGAGCUUAUUAGAGGCCCUACAUUUGCCAAAAAGGCUAGCCAUCAUACAUUGCCAUGGGCAUCAGAAAGCCAGAGAUCUCAUCUCCGAAGGAAACCAGAUGGCCGACCAGGUUGCCAAGCAGGCAGCCCAGGGUGUUAACCUACUACCUAUAAUAGAGAUGUCCAAAUCCCCAGAACCCGGAUGGCAGUACACCCUAGAAGACUGGCAAGAAAUAAAAAAGAUAGAACGGUUCUCUGAGACCCCAGAGGGGAUUUGCUGCACCCCAGAAGGGAAGGAAAUCCUGCCCCACAAAGAAGGGUUGGAAUACGUCCAACAGAUGCAUUGUCUAACCCACCUAGGAGCUAAGCAUCUGCAGCAGUUAGUCAGAACAUCCCCCUAUCAUGUUCUGAAAUUACCAGGAGUGGCUGACUCGGUGGUCAAACAUUGUGUGCCCUGCCAGCUCGUUAAUGCUAAUCCUUCCAAGAUACCUCUGGGAAAGAGACUAAGGGGAAGCCACCCAGGAGCUCACUGGGAAGUGGACUUCACUGAGGUAAAGCCGGCUAAAUACGGAAACAAAUAUAUAUUGGUUUUUGUAGACACUUUUUCAGGAUGGGUCGAGGCUUAUCCUACUAAGAAAGAGACUUCAACCGUGGUGGCUAAAAUAAUAUUGGAGGAAAAUUUUCCGAGAUUUGGAAUACCUAAGGUAAUAGGGUCAGACAAUGGUCCAGCUUUUGUUGCCCAGGUAAGUCAAGGACUGGCCAAGAUAUUGGGGAUUGAUUGGAAACUGCAUUGUGCAUACAGACCCCAAAGCUCAGGACAGGUAGAGAGGAUGAAUAGAACCACUAAAGAGACCCUUACCAAAUUGACCACAGAGACUGGCGUUAAUGAUUGGAUAGCUCUCCUGCCCUUUGUGCUCUUCAGGGUUAGAAACACCCCUGGUCAAUUUGGGCUGACCCCCUAUGAAUUGCUCUAUGGGGGCCCCCCCCCCCCGUUGGUAGAAAUUGCCUCUGUACAUAGUGCUGAUGUGCUGCUUUCCCAGCCUUUGUUUUCUAGGCUCAAGGCGCUCGAGUGGGUGAGGCAGCGAGCGUAGAAGCAGCUCCGGGAGGCCUACUCAGGAGAAGGAGACUUGCAGGUUCCACAUCGCUUCCAAGUUGGAGAUUCAGUCUCUGUUAGGCGCCACCGUGCAGGAAACCUUGAAACUCGGUGGAAGGGCCCUUAUCUCGUACUUUUGACCACACCAACGGCCGUGAAAGUUGAAGGAAUCUCCACUUGGAUCCAUGCGUCCCACGUUAAACCGGCGCCACCUCGUGACUCAGGGUGGAGAGCCGAAAAGACUGAGAAUCCCCUUAAGCUUCGCCUCCAUCGCCUGGUACCUUACUCUAAUAACUCCCCAGGCCAGUAGUGAACACCUUGUGGACAGCCCGACCUCCCAUAAACCCUUAUCUCUCAUCUGGCUACUCACUGAUUCCAGCACAGGUAUUACUAUUAAUAGCACGCAAGGGGAAGCUCCCUUAGGGACCUGGUGGCCUGAGCUACAUGUCUGUCUUCGAUCAGUAAUCCCUGGUCUUAACGACCAAGCCACACCCCCUGAUAUACUCCGUACUUACGGGUUUUAUGUUU
Messenger RNA from Phacochoerus africanus (Common warthog), 5604 nucleotides. RefSeq lists its product as uncharacterized. The record is from RefSeq and is a predicted model, not a curated record. NCBI's taxonomy places the organism in Eukaryota, Metazoa, Chordata, Mammalia, Artiodactyla, Suidae. Gene Ontology annotation, molecular function: RNA-DNA hybrid ribonuclease activity; aspartic-type endopeptidase activity; zinc ion binding. Gene Ontology annotation, biological process: DNA integration; virion assembly; proteolysis.